AUUAGUGGCAACGCUGUUAUUAUCAUGGAAAAGAUAAACAAGUGUAUAAAAAGAUUAGAGUAAUAUUAUACUUUAAAAAUAAAUUACCUCUGAAUAGUAACCUCUUUAACAUUCCACUUGAUCGUAAACAUUAUUUUUGUUGCUUACUUUUCCAAUACGAAACAAAGAUUUUAAAAUGUCCCUAUCCCGGCCAGUUUACUCACUACUAGGUGUAUAUUUGGAGCAAUUGUUUAAUCACCCGGUUCGAACAAAAUCUAUAACGGCUUCCGCCCUAGCAGCUUCAGCCAAUUAUACCUCACAGCGUAUGUCCGGCCAAAAAAAUGUUAAUCAAAAGAGUGUCAUAGCGUAUGCUCUAUUUGGUUUGCUUUUUGGGGGAAGUGUGCCUCAUUAUUUCUACCAAACGAUGGAAAAAUUAUUUCACCAAGAUGUUAAAUUCAGAAAAUUUUUCCAGUUUAUUUCUGAACGUUUGAUAUAUGCACCAUUUUAUCAAGUUUUGUCGUUGUACUUUCUGUCAAGGUUUGAAAUGAAUUCCCAUCAAGUUGCAAUGGCUAAUUUGGAAAAACUUUAUUGGCCCUUGUUAAAAGCAAAUUGGCAAUACCUGUCAUUGGCUGUUUUUCUUAAUAUGUACUACAUUCCUCCUAUGUUUCGCACUAUAACCAUGAGUUUGGUUUCCUUUAUUUGGGUUGUAUAUAUUGCGCACAAACGUCGUCGUUUCCAAGAAAAGCAAGCCGGCGAUAGUAAAUCAAAAUAAAAAGAUCUUUUCGCUUUUCAUUAGUUUUUAGAAUAUUGGUGAAUGUUUUAUACAGUACUUUUACAAACUGUUUUAUUGAAAUUUAAUGGUUACAAUACAAUAAUAUGUUUAGUAAAUAUA
Messenger RNA from Lucilia cuprina (Australian sheep blowfly), 871 nucleotides. Its product is annotated as peroxisomal membrane protein 2. Gene Ontology annotation, cellular component: cytoplasm; membrane. The transcript is spliced from 6 exons. Bases 176 to 751 code for a protein of 191 amino acids. The record is from RefSeq and is a predicted model, not a curated record. NCBI's taxonomy places the organism in Eukaryota, Metazoa, Arthropoda, Insecta, Diptera, Calliphoridae.